Molecule: messenger RNA, 2087 nt
Organism: Drosophila ananassae
Lineage: Eukaryota; Metazoa; Arthropoda; Insecta; Diptera; Drosophilidae
Exons: 4
Coding region: 292-1455 (387 amino acids)
Cellular component (GO): cytoplasm
Molecular function (GO): 5'-deoxynucleotidase activity
Source: RefSeq, a predicted model, not a curated record
GCCGAAUUAAAGGUUUUAGUUCGCCAUUGGCGGGCGGAGCACCUAGUCGCUGAUAUUACAUGAAAACGGGCAACAACAACAACCGCGCAACGGUCGGCGUACGUGCCACAAAACGCACACACACCUUUGCCACCACAAGACACCAAGCCGCCACACGCCGCCAAAUACCCAAAUCAUCACCUUGAGCCCUAGCAGACGACACACACACAUCACGUGUCUGACUCUGGCUGCAGUUUUGUAGCCCACGAUCACGCGCAGCUCUCUCCGAGAUCUCUCACCUUCACAGCCGACAUGUUCUCCAAGCAGCAGCUGCUCCGCCAGGUGGGCUACCUGACGUCAGCGGCCACAGCCACAGCCACAGCUACAGCCAAAGCUCCGCCAAAGCACUCUAGUCAAGCUAACUUCGGCAGCGCCAGCGCCAGCAGCAGUCACAGUUCACACUCUGUCGUGGACGGUCACAGUCACGGUGAUUCAGAGUCGGAGUCGGCGCACGUCGUUUGUUUCUCAGCACAGUCAGCCCAGCAGUUGGUAGGAAAACUACUGCAGCAGCGCAGCCAGGACAUCCAGCGCUUCAUUCACACGCAAUCAGCCACAGGACAGCGGGCCAAAGCCACGCAGCAGCAGCACCAACAGCAGCAGACCACCACCAAGUUCGCCAUGUCAUCGCUGGCGGCGGAGCCCCUGCAAGCCCACAAGCCGGACGAAAUCACGGCCAGUGGCGACAAGGAGGCGGAGACCCCCGGGCUGGGCGCCUCCUGCCACGACGUGGCCUCAGCAUCCGCCAGUGCCGGCAAGAAGCCCUGCUUCAACACCGGACUCGGGGAGAUCCUCCAGUUCAUGGAGCUCAUCGGCAACCUGAAGCACACCAAGCGCACUGGAUGGGUGCUGCGGGAUGUCAACGAUUGCGAAUCGAUUUCGGGUCACAUGUACCGGAUGAGCAUGCUGACCUUCCUGCUGGACGGCAGCGAGGGCCUCAACCAGAUCCGCUGCAUGGAGCUGGCGUUGGUGCACGAUCUGGCGGAGAGUCUGGUGGGCGACAUAACGCCCUUCUGCGGAGUGUCCAAGGACGAGAAGCGGGCCAUGGAGUUCAAGGCCAUGGAGGACAUAUGCAAGCUGAUCGAGCCGAGAGGCAAGCGCAUUAUGGAGCUAUUUGAGGAGUACGAGCAUGGACAGAGUGCCGAGAGCAAGUUCGUCAAGGAUCUGGAUCGUCUGGACAUGGUGAUGCAGGCCUUCGAGUACGAGAAGCGGGACAACUGCCUGCUGAAGCACCAGGAGUUCUUCGACUCCACGGAGGGCAAGUUCAACCAUCCGUUUGUGAAGAAGCUGGUGAACGAGAUCUACGAGCAGCGUGAUGUUCUCGCCAAGGCGAAGGGCGCCACGCCGCCGCCGGCCAUCGAAGUGCCCAAUAUGGAGAAGCCCUCAAAAGUGGCCAACGGCCACGAAAGCUCGAGUUGAGCGUAGUUCUAGAGACCCGUUUUAGGCUAGUGCACGAACACAUCCUCACAAACAAGAAGAAAAUAAGAAAACACCACGCUCUUAAUUUGUAAGCCAAUCCAACUAACAAACUAUUAAGCCUACCUCGACACGCUCAUAGCUAGUACUAACUUUUAUCACACUAAUUUAUUGCAAAACAUACGGAAAGAAGGUAACCGAUGGGGAGUAGCUACUAGCUAUCCAUUAUUCUAAACAAACACCUGUGGAACACACGUCUCCUUAGUUCAAUCUCCUCUAUGUUAAGCGUAAAGUUGUGGAACGAGUUUCGGGUCAAAUACCAGAUUGAUCCGAAGCGCAUUCAAUUGUACAUAACUAAACACAUUGUAGUUAAUUUUAAAGUGUAUGACGAACUAAUGUAAUUGUUGUCUUAGAGGAAUUUUAUUUAGCCAGCCGAACUAACACGAAAUCAAAGUGAAUGUCCAGACAAGAAUAUAAUCAAAGUACUUGAUUUUACCCUUCAGUGUAUGUUCUCACCCGCAGUACUCUACCCUUUUGAUCGGACAAUUGAUGUACCCAAGUCUAUGAUUAAUAUUAAAUUGUGAAUUAGGCAAUAUAAAGAUGCAGUCACGCUUCACAAGUGGCUAAAAGACAAA